Aplysia californica (California sea hare) is the source of this 3005-nucleotide messenger RNA. RefSeq names its product DNA repair and recombination protein RAD54-like. Gene Ontology annotation, cellular component: nucleus. Gene Ontology annotation, molecular function: ATP-dependent chromatin remodeler activity; DNA translocase activity; ATP binding. Gene Ontology annotation, biological process: reciprocal meiotic recombination; double-strand break repair via synthesis-dependent strand annealing. The record is from RefSeq and is a predicted model, not a curated record. NCBI's taxonomy places the organism in Eukaryota, Metazoa, Mollusca, Gastropoda, Aplysiida, Aplysiidae.
AUUACAUAGAUUCAUAGCAAUAGAUGAACUCAAAACAAAAACAUCACGUUCAAGGUCUGGUUGUACUAGAAAUGUAUCAUCCUAGAUCACCGUUUUACACUUAACUGAAGAGUAAAAGAGUUCAAUAUCAUUUCCUUUUUAUUGUUUAGAUUGAUGUAGCUGUAUGUGUAGGCAGCAAACGUGAGAGUAUUAGGAUCUAUUAAUUGCUUGCUUUAUUUUGAUCUUACUUUCUGUUCUUUUGUUUACAUUUACCUGGCAAAGUGGCAGAUAACGGAAGUCGGAAGUAGUAAGCCACGAAAAUGGCGGCUGUUUACAAAGUUGCGAAGCAAGGCGAUUUCUAAAUAUUUUUUUAACGAAGAAUGUUGCAUUGCCGGGGACUUCGUUCUAAUUCAACUUCCUAGAGUCCGCUUAACAUUGUGAAAAUGAGACGGAGUCAUGCUCCCAGUCAGAGGGGAGUUGUCGUGGAGAAGAGAAAACCUGACGAGAACGAUGAGUGGCGGCCGAAAAAAGAGACAAAACGAACAAAGUCGCAAGUCCCUAGCUACAGCCCCAUGGAGCACAUGUCUCUGUACCGGCAACCUUUCACAGCCAUCAGAUCUCCACCGAGCUCAGAGGAGAAUGUCGCUGCUUUGUCACAUGCGGAGGUUUGAACCGAGCCCUCGGAGUGCGCAGGCAAGGAGCCCGACAACCUCUGCACGACCCGUAUGAAGAUGGCGCUUUGGUGCUGUACAGUCCUCCUGAGCUGUCGGCUCACGACCAGAUGAAAACAGACAUGGAAAAGCUGCCAGUCCACGUUGUUGUGGAUCCCAUCCUGUCGAAAGUUCUCCGGCCUCAUCAGAGAGAGGGUGUCAAGUUCAUGUACGACUGUGUCACCGGCACCCAGAUUGAGGACAACUAUGGCUGUAUCAUGGCUGAUGAGAUGGGACUUGGCAAGACUCUACAGUGUGUGACGUUGGUGUGGACCCUCUUGCGCCAGAGCCCCGACUGUUGCCCGACAGUCACCAAGGUCAUCAUCGUGUGCCCCAGCAGUCUCGUCAAGAACUGGCACAAUGAACUGGCCAAGUGGCUGGGCUCCAGGAUACAGGCUCUGGCUGUUGACUCUGGCUCUAAGAGUGAGAUAGACAGAAACUUGGUCCACUUCAUGCAGCAGCAGGGGCGCAGGACACAGUUCCCCGUGCUCAUCAUCUCGUACGAGACGUUCCGACUUCAUGCCGGCGUGCUGCACAAGGGCGAGGUCGGACUGGUCAUCUGCGACGAAGGUCACAGGCUGAAGAACUCGGAGAACCAGACGUACCAGGCGCUGACCAACCUCAAGGCCAAGCGGAGAAUUCUCCUCUCGGGGACGCCCAUACAGAACGACCUGCUGGAGUACUUCAGCCUCCUGCACUUUGUCAACAAAGGAAUCCUAGGCACGGCCCAAGAGUUCAAGAAACGGUUUGAAACGCCGAUUCUCCGGGGACGAGACGCAGACGCUACCGAUGACGAUCACAGGAAGGGCAAGGAAAAACUGCAGGAGCUGCUGGCCAUCGUGAACCGGUGCAUCAUCAGGAGGACACAGUCGCUGCUCACCAAGUACCUGCCCGUCAAGAUCGAGCAUGUGAUCUGCUGCAGCCUGUCGGCCGUCCAGAGGACUCUGUACCAGAACUUUGUGUCGGCCAUGAUGUCUCGGUGCGACGGGAUCAGCAAAAGCACGUUCAGUAGUCUGGCCGCCAUCACACAGCUCAAGAAACUCUGCAAUCAUCCUGACCUCAUCUACGACAAAUGUGUGGAGAGAGCGGAUGGUUUUGACGACAGCCUACAGUUCUUCCCUCACGACUACACCACAAAAGUUGUCAAACCCGAACUCUCUGGCAAAGUUCAGGUCCUCGACACACUCCUGGCUCUCAUCAAGAUGACGACAAAUGACAAGGUCGUCCUGGUCUCCAACUACACACAGACGCUCGACCUCUUUGAGAAGUUGUGUCGACAGAGGAACUACCAGAACGUAAGGCUUGAUGGCACCAUGUCUAUAAAGAAAAGGGCCAAGAUUGUGGACCGCUUCAACGACCCGUCGAGUCCUGAGUUUAUCUUCAUGCUGAGCAGUAAGGCGGGCGGCUGUGGGCUCAAUCUGAUCGGCGCCAACAGACUGGUCAUGUUUGACCCAGACUGGAACCCGGCCAACGACGAACAGGCCAUGGCGCGGUGCUGGCGAGACGGGCAGAAGAAACAGUGCUACAUCUACAGGCUCAUCGCUACGGGCACGAUUGAGGAAAAGAUCUUCCAGCGGCAGACGCACAAGAAGGCUCUCAGCAGCUGCGUGGUGGACAACGAGGUGGACGUGGAGCGACACUUCAGCCUCGGGGAGCUGCGCGAGCUCUUUUCUCUCAACGAGAACACCAUCAGCGACACACACGACAAGUUCAAGUGUCGUCGCUGUGUGAACAACAUCCAGGUGAAAGCUCCGCCAGAAGGCAGCGACUGUAACUCGGACCUGUCUCAGUGGAACCAUUCGGCAGACAAGAAAGGCCUGGAGGAUGUUUUGCUCAAAGGAGCGUGGGAAUCCUCAAUCACAUUCGCAUUCCACCACCGUUCCCACGAGGAACAAAGGCAAACGGUUUAGAUCGCGAUCCCUCUCCUGCCUCCUCCCAUCAGAUUUAUCUUCUUCUUCUUCUACUUCUUCUUCUUCUUCUUUUUCUUCUUUUUCUUUUUCUUCUUCUUCUUCUUCUUCUUCUUUUUCUUCUCAAUCUCAUCACUUGAAGUCCGGUAUCUAUCAUAUACUGGGCUGUCCUGCUCAGUUCAUCAGUCGGCCCGUACAGCUUCUCUUGUAGUGUCAUCAGUUUUACAUUUGUACAGAUGUUCAUGUUCAUACUACAAGAAUGUGGUUGUUGAUAAAUAGUUAAAUAGUAAUGGUUGAACAAUGUGUUCACUUUGAUUCAGUCACCUUGCCCUGUUCUGAAUAGAAUUGUUGCACUAUGUUGUAUAAUUAUGUUGUAUAAAAAUCAAAUUAAAAGAUUACAGAUUUAAAA